CAUGAAUCUCAACGACCUACGUUCUUCUCCCUCUUCAAUCCUACAAUCCCAAACCAUCACUCUUCUGUCUUGUAAAACCAUCGUCACCAUGCCCUCAUCCCAUCGCCGUUUCACAUUCCUUGGUCGGCGUCAUUAUGGUCCCAAUUUCAAGAUUGUUCGAAAUUCGAUCCAAGAAAAAGAAAUCAAGUUCUUGGAAGCAGACAAAGCGGAACUCCUGAUGGCUACCUGUAUUACGCGUACAUUGCCUCCAGCAUUGACUCUGGAUUUGGGGCUCGAAAAUAUUAAAGAUGCCGUUGAGGAAUUGAAGUUGAAACCUCGUUGUUCUAAAGCUGGAAUCUACAGAUUUCAGAUUGCUGUAUCUCCUGGUUCAAGAGCUUUGAGUUGGUUUUGCAGUCAAGAUCCAUCACUAGGAGUAUUUCCUCAGUUUUUUGUUUCUACGGGUGUUGAGAAGCCAACGACCAAGUAUCUGUCAUUUAGUAGAACUCGUGGAACUUUUGGAAUUGGUGCUGCAGUUUACAUUAAGAGUCCUUUCUGCUCUGCCUCAACAGAGCAGAUCCCUUUCAGAAGGUUAAUGUGUUUCAUUCCAUGUUUGUAAUUUCCGUUCUGUUGAUAUUAGUGGUUUUUGUAUUUAAAGGUCUCAGGAAAUUAUUUGUUGAAUGUAUCUUGCAGAAUCUAACCAUUCCAUUCUUUACUAAUCAUUUGUAGCAACUUUCCUUUU
This is a messenger RNA of Cynara cardunculus var. scolymus (artichoke), 718 nucleotides long. RefSeq names its product protein PHYLLO, chloroplastic-like. The record is from RefSeq and is a predicted model, not a curated record. Gene Ontology annotation, molecular function: isochorismate synthase activity. Gene Ontology annotation, biological process: phylloquinone biosynthetic process. The transcript has 3 exons. The coding region runs from base 2 to 595 and encodes 197 amino acids. Gene Ontology annotation, cellular component: plastid. Lineage: Eukaryota; Viridiplantae; Streptophyta; Magnoliopsida; Asterales; Asteraceae.